AAAACAUGGGGUGAGAAAGUCGGAUACAGAUAGGGUGAGAAAGUCGGGAGGCUGAGGAUAGUGUUCCUAGUUUUCAAGAAUCAAGAGUUGAAGACGCUGAGACCCAUCUCCAGAUGAAGAUUGAAGACCCUCUUAUGGCAUUAGAGGAUUGAAGUUGUUCUCUUAGCUUUCUGGUUCUCAAAAGUUCUAGGCUUAAGCUUCAAGGAGAUAUCAUUGACAAUGAGGGCAGCAAUCCUACAUAACAACCUAAUGCACUUUAAUCCUACAUUUUCCUGCUGUCUGAAACCCUCAUUUCAGUUUAGAGAGAAGCCACUCAAGGAUUUUGAUAUUAAUAUUAAUCGAAGAAUAGGAGCAAUAGCAGCAUUUAGCCUAGUUUGGUUAGCAAAAGAUUCAAUUUCUACUAAACUUGCAUUUGGGUUCGACUUUCAACUGGUGGCACCUGAUCAGACAAUUGAAGAGGCAGAGAGUGGUAUCAUUGGACAUGCACAAGCUUUGCUACAAGUGAAAGAACUGAUAGAGUCAGAGUCAUGGGGACAAGUACAAACAGCUGUCCGGAAGAGCUCGCCGUUCUUGAAGCAGGACAUUUAUACCAUUAUUCAACAAAAACCUGGAAAUGAGAGGCCCCUAUUGAGGAAACUGUAUUCCAAUCUCUUCAACAAUGUUACAAGACUUGAUUAUGCAGCAAGGGACAGAGAUGCAUCACGAAUUCGUGAAUGCUAUGAGAAUAUUGUGAUGGUUCUUAAUGAAGUUUUAUCUAGACUAUAGCAUUGCAGGGUUGUCCUAGGGCCCUUCUGUUACAUCCAGGCUGCUGAUUUUAUAGAAAGCAUCUCGCAAGAAAAAUGGUCACACAUGAAAAUUAAGGUAAAUUAAUAGCCGAAUUUGUUUUUUUCAAGCAUCUAGAGGAAGACAAGCUCAAGCUUAGGUAAAUCCCAUUGCCUCUUGGCAGAUGUAGUCUGCCGUUUUCUCAUUGAGAUUCAGUUGAGCUUCAUGUGGUAGUACCCUGGAUUAGUAAGAAUAUUGAUUGAAGGAAGUGUGAUGACUCAAUUGUGUGUCCAAAAUAAAACGGAUUUGCCAUUUCUAGUUAUCCACCCUAUUUCUGUUCGAGUGAUAUCCGAGCUCUAUGGAAUGUUCGUUAUGUUGGGGUUAGUGUCUACAGAACAUAUGAGACAUAGAAGAUACAUCUACAUAUUUUAAUAAGGGUGGUGACAUACAAACCCCAGGGCAGUGAGUUUUUGGGAUCCGCGGUGGUGGAAGAGAGCAGUGUGCCAUUAUACUAUGUCCCUAUUCCAGAUUCCUUCUAGUGUGACAACAAGGUUUGAGAGACUGAUGAGAGACUUCUUAUGGGAGGGCGUGGAUGAAGGAAUGAAAGAUCAUUUAAUAACUUGGGAUUUGGUGAAGUAAGUGAAAGAAGAAGGCGAUUUGGGGGUGGGGAAUUUGGUGAAAAAGAACUGGCUUUUCUUGGGAAAUGAAUAUGGAGGUUCCAGGGGUAAAGAAACUCAGUAUACGCAGUCAUUAAAAGAAAAUAUUGGCUGCAAGCAAAUGGCUGGGAUUCCAAUAUUGUGUAGCUUUCUUUCCUUUCCUUUCCUUGUUUGUACAGAUUAUGUCAAAAUCAUGAUUUUCUAUUGCCA
Molecule: messenger RNA, 1628 nt
Organism: Rosa rugosa (rugosa rose)
Lineage: Eukaryota; Viridiplantae; Streptophyta; Magnoliopsida; Rosales; Rosaceae
Product: psbQ-like protein 3, chloroplastic
Exons: 4
Coding region: 220-765 (181 amino acids)
Biological process (GO): photosynthetic electron transport chain; photosynthesis
Cellular component (GO): photosystem II; photosystem II oxygen evolving complex; extrinsic component of membrane
Molecular function (GO): calcium ion binding
Source: RefSeq, a predicted model, not a curated record